GUGUGACAUCUUUGGUUCUCAGAUUUUUAAAAUGACAGAUUGCAUCAAGAAGCAGCUAUUUGCGGAAAAAGCAUCUGACCACAAAACUUUGACUGUUUCCUCAACUGAGAUUUUGUGUGUAGGAAAGUGGUGUCGAGUAACAGCUGAAUGAAGAGUUCUGGAGAAUUAAGUAAGCCUCGCUCGGCUAUGACAUGAGUGAUGAGUAAUUAUAGACUAGCUCGGGUUUAAGAAUAGACUGCAGCUGGUGGCAUCAUUUCACGGGUUUGGACAGUCCAUCUUAAGGUGGAUCAUCUUCCCCAGGUCACAACGUGGAUGUCAAAAUCAUGCUUGAGGUCGAUCUAAAAGCAUUGUGGACAUGGUUGUAGGCAAAUUGCUCCCUCAGUUGUGAAAUUUACCAAACUUGUUAAUGGUAAAGCUGAAACCUUUUGUCCAAAGUUGGACAAUCAGGUGAUUAUCAGUGAUAGAACAUCUUGGUAUUGUUUGUGCUAUUCUUUUUGUUAAAAUAUGGCCAUGCCAUUAGUUUCUCAUUGAGGAAACAUAGCUCUUUGUAAAAUAAAUAUUGCGGUUGAGAAUGAAGGGGGUUUCCAUUAUCUCAGCUGCACACGCAUCUUCUAAAAAUGACAAGGUGUCACCUUACUGUGGAUAUUUAUAACGCUGAAUUCAUGGUGAGUUGGUUUGGUGCCUCCUUCCAACCCCUCUGCCCUCUUUUCCAGUCAAUCCCUGUGUGUCUGGCCUUUGAACCUUGUGUUCCCUAUAUACAGGAAGGGUGGAGCUUCUAUAUUCUCCAGAACGUCCAUGAAGCUCAAGUCAGAGGGCGAGUCUGUCUCAUCCAAGUGUCUUCCAGGGCCCACCACGGCCCCACGAUCCAGUAACCCAUCCUAUAACCCAAUACCCCCUUGUGCACCAACAGAGAUCCACCAAAGCAGGACCUGAGACCUUCAGCAGUUCUAGUCUAGAAACAAGCAUGGCCGACAAACCGGGACUGGCAGGUGUGGCGGAUGAGCCCAGUGCCCUGAACAUCUUCACUCUGUUGGAGAGGGUGUCCGGGAUCAUAGACAAUGUGCAAGCAUGCCAGCAACGCAUGGAGGAGAGGCAGCUGGAGCUGGAGAACAGCGUGAAGACCAUCCAGGUGGACGUGGUGAAGUUGACGAAGGAGCACACGGCGACUAGUAGCACCGUGGAGAAACUUCUAGCGAAAACACGCAAGGUCAGCUGCCACGUCAAGGACGUCCGUGUACGAGUGGAGAAGCAGAACAUACGUGUCAAGAAGGUGGAGGAAACCCAAGUCGAGCUGCUGAACAAAAACAAGUUCCGUGUUGUCAUCUACCAGGGAGAUAACGAGGUCCCAGCUGUAGCUGCUCCUAAAGCAUCUCCGAAGGGAGCAAUGGGUGGAGACGCUCCCAUAGACCCAGAUGCCCCGGAGGCUCCGCUUCCCGACUCAGAUGAGGAAUACAUGGUCGUUGAGGAGGCCGACUCGUCUACUGCUGCCAAACUAAAGAAGACCGGCCUGAAGCGCUUUGAAAGCCUGAAGCAGACCUUCUCCCGUGAGAACAUGACUAAGACCAAAGAGAAUCUGGGUACCAAGGUCAACAAGCUGGGUGAGCGCAUAGUAACAGCAGAACGACGUGAGAAAAUCCGCCAGUCUGGGGAACGGCUGAAACAGUCUGGUGAGCGUUUCAAGGAAACCAUCACAAAAACCGUGCCAGCAAAACUCAACCUGAAGAAGGAAAGGACGGUGGCUGAAGGUCAGGAGGGAGCUGAAGGGACCACGGAAGGAACAGCACCCAUCCCACCACCGAAGGGCCGCAAGGCCAGCCCUGGUGUGGCCUACUCAGAGCCAACGGAGAAACAAGAAGGUCCAGAUGAGGGCAAGGGCGAGGAAUCGGAAGUGCCAAUGUAUGAUAUGAAGCAGCUUUCUUAAGCUGCAAGCCUUGACAGUCACAUUUGGGAAAGACAAUUGUACAGAUAUGAAUUUGAUUAUGGAGAACUUGAAGGUGGAAAAAUUGGGAAAAUCAGAGAUCUUGCUUCUAAGCAUGAAUUAGUGGAUGGUUCUUACGACAACUGAAUGAACGAAAUAAGGAAGUUAUACAUUACAAACAAUACCCAGAGUAUUUUUUUUUUUUGUGAUUUUCUUGUUUACAUCUAUUAUGGACUAUGAAGGGUUAUGAAUGCUAAAUAAAUGUACUGAGAUGACUAGGCUAUGGUUUUCAAUUUAAGUUAAUCUAAAAACAUGGUGCACUCAGUGAUUUUCUUUGUCUUUAUACUGCCACCUAUGGGAGUGGAUGCAGCAUCAUGAAAAUUCAAGGUAGGAGAUGAUAAAAGACCCAGUUCAUGCAGAAUAAAACAGAUUUUUUGUAAGACACUGAUGUCUAUAUUCAUUCUUCAGGGGUAAAUGUUGAGGAAAAGUGACUGAGUGCACCUUUUACGAAUUGACAUUAUCUGUUAGGUGUGUGUAAAAAUAUUUGUAAGAAAUUUCUCUGAAUAGCGGAAUUUACAAAUGAUUCAAAGAGUGCAUUUUGGGAUUUUUCUGGAGAACUUCACAUAUAUUGUGGUGUGGACUGACAUCCAGCAUGUCAAGAGUGAAUGAGUUUAGAAUUAAAUUUAGAUGUUGUAGUGUUUUUUGGAAUAUAACUACCUGUGCAGACAAGUCAUUUAUAAACAAUAUUUUUCUGUUCCAUUCUGUGUAAACUCUGAAAAACAACUUUUGCAGUCUAAAUUUUUAAAUAAACAUAUUAACUCAAUCAGCUGGUUUCUGAAGAGUUUCUGGUAGAAAUGCAUUUAGUGUAUUAGUAAUCAAGACUCAUUUAAAAGAGCUUUGCAAUCAGUCUGACUUCUAAGGAUCUCAGUAGUAAAAUAAAGUGUUGCUGUAUGGAACUUUUUUCCUUUUAUGCAGGUGUCUAACCUUUUUUUAUUGGGGGAUGGAGAAAAUCAUCACAGACAACAUGGUUGUAAUGACAAUAAAAAUCCUGGACUGGCACCAUGA
Messenger RNA from Cyprinus carpio (common carp), 2983 nucleotides. Its product is annotated as caveolae-associated protein 4a. Gene Ontology annotation, biological process: regulation of gene expression. Gene Ontology annotation, cellular component: cytoplasm; caveola. The record is from RefSeq and is a predicted model, not a curated record. NCBI's taxonomy places the organism in Eukaryota, Metazoa, Chordata, Actinopteri, Cypriniformes, Cyprinidae.